AUGGACACAGAUGCUACUGCAAUCAACUCUACACGCGACGGAGAUGCAUUGCAAGAUGUAGACGUGACUUCACUGCCCACUUUGCAGUCACAUGUUGUGUUUAGACUACGACGAGUGAAAGACGACAAAGCACCUUGGAUUGUGGAAGUGGUGAUUUUGCUUUUUAAUGCACAGGGCGACAUGUUGCAGGUUGCUCGCGGUGUUUCGCCUGCUGACACAACCUUUUUCGGUAAAAACAAUUUGUAUGUGACUCGAGCCAAGUCGAAAGCGAUCGACGAGCGUGAAGUGGCGCACUUUUCAGUCGCGAAGCUGCAUCCAUAUGUUGAAGUCGUGGGAUGUUUGGUUACAUACGUAGAGGACGAGAUCGUCCGCUCUCCUCAACUCAAUGCAUUUUCACUCACUUGCGACCUCCAAGUUGAAGAUAACACCCAAUCUGCUUCCAUUGACGAUGAACAGUGCACUCGUUUGUUGGACGUAUGUUAUGAUCCCAAAACGGUCCAAAGACAAAGUGGCAAACAGCCAAAUGUGGUGAUACUUGGCAAAUUCUUUCGACGUCCUGGUCCAAUCUAUCAGGAGUGGGCAUUCCACGCUGCAAAAACGAAUUGUUGUCAUGUUGUCAUACGGAGCGCUGUGACGGCGUCUCUUGUCGAGACUAUGCAGUCUUUUUUACUUGAUCUGAUACCAGAUAUUACAAUACCGAAUCGAAAUCCAUUGACCACCGUUGCAGGAAUUUGCGCUGCUUUAAGUUGCAAAGAGUUAGAAGGCAUUAAACGCCAUUUUCCUGAUGAUGGACUGAGUAAAGGAGACUUUGCACGGCUACUCCUUUGGGAGUUAAUGCGUACUCGACCAAGUUUAAUGCAACAUUUUGGUCGGGCAACUGCUCUUGUUGGGCUUUUGUUCGAAAUGUUCGAGCAGAUAGAUAUCAACGGCGAUGCAAUGGUUAAUUGGGAAGAAUUUACGUCGUUUUGUACCGCCUUAGGACUCUUGGUUACUCAAAUUGCCCAGGAUGAGCGCAAUCGUGACGAAGGACAAAGUAACGAAGAUUCUCACAAUACACGUCCUCAAGAUCUAAUCAAUUAUCGUCAUAAAGCUUUGAGUAGCGGAAGUGCAAGUCGUACUUUUCCAUAUCAAAUCAAUAAGAUCAAAACGUUGUCAUUGCUUAAGCGACUUGCAGUGAUUGAACACAAAUCUCCUCGAAUCCUCAUAUUUGAUCUUGACAUGAAUUUUCUUCAUGAAUUUGAUUGCGGUGAGAAGCUUGUAGCAGAGAAAAAAGGUGGUGAGAAACAGAAAGAAUAUUUGGACAACGUGGAGGUUAUAGAUGCGGAGUAUAUUUCGUCUCGAAAUCUCUUGGCAGUAGUUACAAGUGACUCGUUCGUUUCCUUAUGGUCCAUUAUCGAUGCUACCGCUGGAACGUACGUGUUUAAUGGAAAACUCAUGGCACGUUUUCCAGUACUAUUUAUCAAAUGGUGUCCCCUACCUCUUAAGCGAUUGUUUGUUGCUGGUGGAUUAGCAGAGCACGUUCAGCUUUGGGACCUCGAUGCAAUACUGCAAACUGGGGUGUCGACACUAUCUCUGCCUUUGCUGCUUCCGCGUAGUCACACGGAACGGAUUGCAGCGUGUUUAGAUUUACCGGAGUCUCCAUAUAUUGCGACAGCAUCGUUCGACCAUACAAUCACAAUUUGGGAGACACAACCAGGUCCGGAAGUCGUUCUCGGCGGCCCAUCUGCGGUACUAGUUGUUUCUUCCGUGCUUCGAGGGCACCAGCAAGGUGUUUUGACACUUGACUUUGCUCAGUCAUUGCUACUAAGCUCAGGCUUUGAAUACCAAGCAUAUUGUUGGGGGCUUUCCGGACGAGUUUUAAAAACAAAAUUAGGAGGUCAUCAUCAUUGCCUUAUGGGGGCUAGAUUUGUAUCAACCGCUUCAAAUGAAUCAUGUCUUGCUGUUACUGGCGAUCAAAGUGCCCACUUUAAGCUCUGGGAUCUCACUCGAUGCGCUAAGGGUUCUUCUGGCAACCAUUUAUCGAUAAUGUUGCAGACAUUCGAACUUCAUACACCAAAUCUCUGUCGCUUUCGAAUGUUCACCACCACGUCAAAUAAGCAGCCUAAUGAACCAGGAACUCAAGCGCGUUUGGAAAGCUCUGCUUCCGAUGUUAUUACUGGAAAUCUGCGUCUAUAUCGCUUCAGUGCGUUCACGCCAUCGACACGAGCAUUAGACGAUGCGACUUUGGAUGAAGCGGCUGGUUUGGCCCCCACGCGUUUUGUCGUCUUCAAUGCCGUGACGAACGUUUUUGUUGGAGCAGUAGAAAAUCGCAUUACUGUGUGGAAUGCUAAUUCUGGUUUGAAAACGGAAGAGCCCGUUAUUAUUCGAAACACAGAAGUUUGUGCCAUCACGUUUGACAGUCCUCGAGAAAGAAAACUUUUUGUAGCUACUAGUGAUGGUGCAAUUCGCCUUUAUAAUCCCGUAACGGGAGCAUUGCUGCGGAAAGAAGUCGUGCAUGACGGUGUCGUGACUUCUCUCGUGUUUUGUUCUCACGCUAAUUGUUUAGUGUCAACUGGAGAGGAUCAAAAGAUUUGUUUGUUGGACUCGCCACCUGGAAAAUUAAAACUGGAGAUACUGCAUUUUCUGGAAAAAGCCCACACGUCAAGUAUCACAUGCUGCGCUUGCUCAAUGCCUUCACCGUUCAUUCAACCAGCAAGAUUCAUUGCUACAGGUGACGACGCUGGUGGUGUACACGUAUAUGAUCUUCAUCACAUUACUUUCAAAUUUCGUUGUGCGAAUGUGCACACCCGCGAAAUUAGCGUUUUGCAUUUCGCAUCAGCCACGCCUGGAUUGUUUAUCUCCGGUGAUGUUAGCGGUAAUAUCUUCAUGUGGUCAACAAAUGGAGUUCGAAGUUCCCUCGCCCAGCCCCUAUUGCGCCUAAAAAUGCAAGAGCUUAGCCCUUUAAUUUCAGAUCCAACGUUGGAGGUCGAUGGGAUCACGGCUGUGUGCUCCACAAACACUAAUGAGACUUCACAUGGAUCGAAAAUGUUGUAUGUUGGAGUUGAAUCGGGGCAAAUCUUUGCGUGGGAUCUACAAUCUCUUCCAACAAACAUUUUAAUGGAAGGCCACGCGGCAAGGCGUUUAGCCAUUUCCCAACGUCAUUCUCAGAGUGAAGUGCUCGGUCAAGGUUUCGAAGCAAGUAUUAAAAGUGCGAUCUUGCCAGUAAUAUUACCCAUAAAGUCCUGGAUGGCACAUCGAGCAGGUGUCUUGUCAGUGCAAAGUGUAGUGUAUCCAGGUGAAUUUUUGUCUUUAGGUGUCGAUGGUGUGGUCAAGAUCUGGGAUGAUACUGCAGCUUGCAUUGGACACAUUUUGACCACUUCCGAGCAAAGUGCGGCCUCAGCAUCCGCUUGGAAAUUUAUUCGUCGUGACCAUUUGAUCGGAGGUGAUCAAAGACAACUUAUGGAGCAAAUUGCACGCGAAGUAAUGGCAAAACAUGAGCGUCGACUGAAGCGGGAGCUCAAUCGCCAACAGAAGCUUGAAAUUUCUCCUCGGACCAAGCAAUUGGACUCACUCAACUCCUCGUUGUCACUAAUGGAGAUUUGUUCGCCGACUAACAAAGUACCAUCUUCAACAUCUUCUCAACUUCCAACUGCCUCGAAAGACCUUACCAAUGGAGCAUGUGCCUUGUUCACGCAAGUGCCGUUCUCAAUUGCAUCAGUUUCAUCGGGGAUUCGCCAGGGAUUGUUUGGCGUGGAGGAAGCUCGACAACUUCGUUAUAUUGCCAAAAACUCCAAAGGAUUGCAUAUAGGUGCACAUGCUAAGCGGAAAAAGAUUGCAAAACUUGCUCCACUACUCUCACUUGGGGAGACUAAUCGAACCGACGCCAUGGCAAAAGCAAAAGUCUCGGCAGUCUUUAAUAAGGAGCCACAAAUUGUAGACUAUCCUUCACGAGUGCUUACAAAUUUUCCACUGGAGCUCGAGCGUCGCGCUGCUGCUAAUGCUAGAGUUUCUGCUACUGGUUUUCAUGUAAUCGACGCCGAACCUUCAAUGUUUUUGCGUGAAAAACUACAUGAUGAUGCUUUAUUGAAAAGGAAACAAGAAAAAUCGACGCAGAAGAAGCGGUUGUAUCCACCCGAUAGGAAUACACGAGCUGUAACUUUGGAUCGAAAUGUGUCUUUACCGAAGCUGCCGCAGCCUUCACAUGGGGAAGAACUGUUAGAUUGCUCAACAUUGAUCAAACCUUUGAACUUUAGUGCAUCUGAUUCUAUACUCGCAACAGCAUCGACACCACUUAAGCUGCCAAUUUCCUCAAGUCCAGAAAAGAUCAGUCGCAAUAUUGAGCGGAAAUUGAAUCUUUGCCAGCAAAUCGAGGCGAAUGUUAGCGACAUGAAAUAUCAAGGCAAGAUUGUGAGAAACAAGGAGUCAAUGAAAACCACAUCAACUUGUAUGUUGAAAACCGUAUCUGAGUAG
This is a messenger RNA of Plasmopara halstedii, 4449 nucleotides long. Its product is annotated as Transcription initiation factor TFIID, subunit TAF5 (also component of histone acetyltransferase SAGA). The record is from RefSeq and is a predicted model, not a curated record. The transcript has 8 exons. Lineage: Eukaryota; Oomycota; Peronosporomycetes; Peronosporales; Peronosporaceae. Gene Ontology annotation, molecular function: calcium ion binding; protein binding. Bases 1 to 4449 code for a protein of 1482 amino acids.